Messenger RNA from Gallus gallus (chicken), 5117 nucleotides. RefSeq lists its product as uncharacterized. Bases 3268 to 4314 code for a protein of 348 amino acids. The record is from RefSeq and is a predicted model, not a curated record. Lineage: Eukaryota; Metazoa; Chordata; Aves; Galliformes; Phasianidae. The transcript has 13 exons.
GGGUGACCGUCACGUGACCUGGCGAGGCGGCGGUACUGGGCUGAGGGAAUGUGGGUCCUUGCGGGGCUCGGUGGCGGGUUAUUGGGGCGUGGGGGUUCCUGUAGGGUUGGGAAGGGAAUAUGCGGCAUCCCCCUGGAGCUGUGGGUGCCUGGACGUGUUCUGGGGACCCCACGGGGCUGGGAAGGGAGUGAGGAAGUGGGGGUCUCACGAGGCUGAGGGGGCACGGGCCUGUUGUGCGCAGUAUUCCUCUGAGACUCGGGAGAAAGAGCCGGGGGUCUCCGUGCCUGGUGGGGCCGUUUUCCCCCCGACUCCCCCUCCUCCCUUUUAUUCCCCUCUCGCAGACCAUGGCCGUCCCUCUUUCCCCCACGCUGGUGCUGGGCGAGGCCUCGGAGAGCGACUCAGAGCCGGAGCCGGGGGGGAACACAGCCGGGACUCCCGCAGUGGGGCUGAAGGUUCCGGGGGAGGCGUCGGAGACCGAGGAGGAGGAGGAAGAGGACAGUGCGGCCCGGAUGCCGCUGCCAGGGGUGUCCAGGGGGGGCCCCUCACUGCUGCAGCAGAGGCUGGGGGCGGGCGAGGGGCGACUGCGGGGCGCAAUGGCUGAGGCACUGGGACGCAGUUUCAGUGGGGCUGCGCGGCUGCUGGAAGGUCUGGGGGGGCCCCUGGGCCGCGCCCAAGCUGGGGCAGCUGCGACCGCGCACUGCCUGUGCCUGGUGCGCCGUGACCUGCGCGCUGUGGCUGCCACCGUAGCCACCAUCACCGCCUGUCACCUGCUGCCUGACAUCCGUGGGGAGCUGUGAGAGUGGGAAUGUCUGUGGGGGGGGGGGGGGGGGGCAGUGCUGGCAGCUGUGGGGAGCUCCUGGCGUUGUUGUUGCAGUGUCACUGACACUGACCUUCAGCACUGUGUCCAAUGGACUCGAGGGUUGUGGUUGUCACUGAUGACAUUCUCAUUGUCACUGCAUUGCCAGUGCUGUGUCCCCUUGAGCUGAUGCUGCCAUCAACAGCACUGCCGCUGAUCGCUCAGUGUCCCAGCGAUGUCCCUGUGUCACCUGGCCUGUGGGGACCUUGGCCUCACAGUGACGUUGUCAGUGAAUGGAAGCUCCUGACGAUUGAUUGAUGCAGAAUUCUGUAGUUUUGCCCUGUAUAGGGGAUCUGUGGGUUCUGGCACUGACUAAAGCCCUUUGGAGACAUAGCUGCAGCAAGGACACAGCUUUCACUAGGUGGGUGGCAGUGUGUUCACCCACGGCACUGUGGUCCCAGUGGUCUGAGCAAGGUCCCUUUUGUUGCCCCCCAUGUCUUUGGGCUGUGGUUGUGUCCUUUGCGUCCCUUCCUGCCAUAUGAAUGUCUCCAGCAUCUGGCCACUGUCCCCAAGCUGUGGCUAUGUCCUGUCACCCUAAGUGCCCCUUGGCCUUGUCCUUAGCUCUCUCCUACCUCUGUGUACCCCUCUGAGAACUUCAGCCAGGGACAGGGAGAAGUACAUACGAAUCUCACACCACGGAGCCACAUGGGUCUGUCACGCUGCAUCCUGCCUGGGCUGUCACGUCCUGUGGGACACCAGGGGAUACACCCUGGGUGCUAGUGGGCUUGUGGCACCAAAAUGCCCGGGGCCUGAUGAGGGUCCUGGGGGCUCCUGGCGUCUCCAGAAGGGUCCCAACUGUCCCCAGGGACUGACCUGAGGGGUAGUGGAAAACCAGGAUGAAGGUUCACUUUCCCCAUUCCCCUGUGUUGUGGCAAAGGGGAAAGGUUUUGUGAAGAGCACAGUGGUGUUGGAUUCUGUUCAUAAAGAUUCUAGACCUCGGUUCCCUUCCCGUAUCCAAAUUAGAAUGAAAGAUAGUAUUAACAAUUCAUCUUUUGAGGAAGAACCUCUGAGCACUUGUAACUGGCAGUGCUUUGAUAUUCUAGGUAACCUGUUCCAUAAGGAGUGCUGGGUGAUGCUGACUGAUACUGUCAAUUGUGAGCAUGCUCCACAGAAAGUUUCCCUCUGUGGGAGUGAGGAAACAAAAUGUGGUGAUUCAGUACUGUGGGGUUAUUAUGGGGUUACUAGAGUCUAGGAUUCUAGAGUCUGAGGAUUCUAUGAAUUGAUUAUUGGAGGAUUCUAUGAGGAUGCUAUGAGGAUACCAGCUCCUGUGAUUAUAAGUUCUGUUAUUUCAGAUUCUGUGAUCGUUUCAUGAUUCUAGAUUCCUUGACUCUGUGAUGAUUCUGGGCUUCAGUUGUGUGGUGAUUCUGAUUCCUCACUAAGAGUAUAGAUUCCCAGACUUGUAGCUACGCAAUACGAUGCGUUUCCAUCUCCACUCCUGUGCAUAGUGUGUGGCAUAGUUCUGAGUGCCUGACACAGCCCAAGCAAAAUCAAUUUCUGUAGGUUAUUACUAAAUAAAAAAAUAAAUCAAUAAAUUUCUUGCUUUAGUUUCUGCUCCCUGAUCCAUUUAUUUAUGUUCUCCCUUGCUUCAUAUGUAACUUCCAAACUUGGCAUUUUGCAGAUAAUACCUUUUCCCCCUUUCGUCCUUUGGUGGCCCCUAAUGGUCUCUUCUUUCUCAGUUAGAACAGUUGUCAUGAGCCUAUUCAUAUAGGAAUUUGGGACUGGAGUUCACUCCGUGACUCUUAUCAUAGUUGAUGUCCCUAGUUGCUAUCGUGCAGACUUCACCAAUUUAUAACAGAUGGAUACAGCUACGAUAUACACUCCUAAGAGGGAAGCAGGAAUGUAUAUUUAUUGAUGUAAUGUAGAUAUGCUGUAGUGAUAUGACAGUGACUUAACAAGACUGGAGAUGGCUGGAUACACUUGGUUAUUUUCCACAUAGAGGGCAGGAUUAAACACACACCUACAGGACGCUCUCCUGCUGUGUCAUGAGGAUCAGAGCAGGCCCCGUUGCUGUCUGAACUCUUCAAACCACAGAGAUCACAGCAGUGUGAGUCUGACUGCGUCAGCGGAAGAGCUGCCUUCAUGGAGGUGCAGGUGCAGUCGGCCGUUGUGGAAUUCAUCCUGAACCACACUCUUCCACUCCAAAUCCAGCCCAGUCAUUGGAGAUGGAGGAGCAAGCACAGUGUAUUUGGAUGCUCUGCUUCCAAAAGUGCAACAGCUUCUGGAGACCCAGGUGGGACCCCACAGGUGACGGUCCUCUCGGCACCAAGUGUCCAGUUGCCAGCAGCAGGCUUGGAAGCACGCUACGUGUGGGAAAUAUACUUGGUGCAGGAAAGGGGAUGUCCUUAGCCAAGGUGCUGGAAAGCUGAAGGAAAACAGAUGAAACUGCAGAUCUAUCAACAAAAACCCGCUCUAUGAUUCUGCGUUUCUAUGACGUAAGCACCGGCCCCACGCAGCCCUGGUGCAGCACAUCACAAGAGCAGCAGCCCGCGGGGAGCCGCCACCCGGAAUCUCGGAGCCGUGAGGUCACAAUGCCCCGUCCAAUGGCUGUGCGGUGCUGUGCCGUGAGCUCACAAGGCCUGGCUGCGACGCUGUCCUGUGCUGCAGGCUUUGCUCUGUGCGACGCUCACUGUGGCUGCAGCGGUGGUGUUGGAAGCAUGGUGCGAGUGUGGGGAGCCAUGGCCCCUGCCCGCUUUGUCCUCUUCCUCCUACUGAUGGCCAUGUGUUUCCGGGAGACCUGUGCUGCUCCGUGGCGAGCACCGGGAGCAGGUGAUGAACUUGGUGCUCCCUUUCCGGAUGAUCGUUUGGAUCCGGAUUUUGUGCCUGUGCCUCUGGGACAACCCAGAGGCCCUGCUGGUGAAUCAGCAGAACAGAACCCUGCCUCUGAGCCUGAAGGGGAUGCUGGAGAUGUGACUGGAGGAGGUGAUCCAGGUUCCGCUCUGAGCUCUGGGACUGAAACUCCGGCAGAUCGCAUGGGAGUGCCCCCAGGGAGGGCUUUGCCCGGUCAUGUGUUUCCUCCUGCGCUGGAGCCCAGCUGGAAUCCCAGCGGUCCGGAAAAAGGAAAGGAUGAAUCCAAAAGAGGAAAAUACUCCCAGGGCUCAUCCCGUCUCCUCAAGGAACUGGUGAAGGAAAUGGAGAAGGCAGCGCGUGGAACUGACCAACAAAGUGAGCAGGAUGCACUGCAGGAAGAAGGCAGCCAUCCCACACUGCCAGUCUCGGGCAGAGGAACGCAGGCAGCGCCAACAACUGUCAUGCCAGGGAUGAAUGCCGGGACGAGCACAAAGGCUGCUGUUGGCAGAUCUGCGCGAAGGCGCCACAUCGCAGCGAUGGUACUGUUCUCAGCUGUGCUGCUGUCUGCGCUGGUGCUGGCCUGUGGUGCUGUGAUAUGGAUGUGCCAAAAAUACGUAGUGUGCAAGAGAGAAGAGAGAGCAGCAGAGCAGGCUCAUCCUGAUACCAACUAGGAGAGAGUUCCAACUGGAGACGAGGGCAGAACGGAGCUGGGAGAGGCAGCCGAAGAGACUCUUGCCCCAUCAAAGAAGAAUCUCAGCCAUCGUCCCAGUGCAUUCCAUUCUGCCAUCCAAGAGGCCAAAGGUCUUCAAAGUCAUCUGGAAGACUUGGAGCUUGAACUCAAAGCCGUGAAAGAGGUCCACGGGAACAGUCCUGAGUGCUGCUUUCUGUCAGGGGACGGCCCUGAAAGUGAGAGCGGAGAACCAGCAGCAGAGCUUUUGUCCUUCACCCUGCAUUCUCUGGGACAAGCAUCAGCAACUUUUCAAAGAUUCUUAGCUCAGCAUAGCUACAAUCCUGUUGAGGGUCCUAAUGAGGAGCCAGAAAGCGAGCUUCCUCUGACCGCUGGACAACACCUUAACGUCUUUGGAGCUGUGGAUGAGAAUGGCUGGUUUCAGGGAGAGCUGACAGAUGGCACAAGAGGACUGGUCCCAUCCAAUUUGGUUGCGGAGGUUUCAGAUGACGAACUGGAUACAACGAUGCCUCCGGAGCUCUGUGCUCUCCUGCUGGAUACUUGAUGAAUAAGUGGAUGCAGAGAUUCCAUCAUGCAGCAACAUCCUGUCAAAAUUCCUGCGUUACUCCAUCUGCAAGACUACCCCCUGCUCCACUUGAUGUUCAGGUGGAGUGUGUGCAGGACGUGGAUGAGCUCCUUUGGGAACACUCUGAGGUGACUGACAGUGUAACUGCAUAGUCUUGUGGUAUAUUAAACAAACAAACAAACACCACCCACAAUAAAACAAACAACCAACCAACCCAAAAA